Ananas comosus (pineapple) is the source of this 2594-nucleotide messenger RNA. Its product is annotated as leucine-rich repeat receptor-like protein kinase PXC1. The record is from RefSeq and is a predicted model, not a curated record. The coding region runs from base 489 to 2345 and encodes 618 amino acids. NCBI's taxonomy places the organism in Eukaryota, Viridiplantae, Streptophyta, Magnoliopsida, Poales, Bromeliaceae. Gene Ontology annotation, molecular function: protein binding; ATP binding; protein kinase activity. Gene Ontology annotation, biological process: protein phosphorylation. The transcript has 3 exons.
UCAAAUGGUAAAGUUAAAACUUACAUCCAACAUAUCAUUUGGUGCAACCUCCCCCACCUUCUACAAACCAACAAUUGAGCGUACGCACCCAAAUCCCAACAAACAUUUAGUACACACAUUUGUUCACCAAUACAAUGAAACAAAAUCACUUUUCACAAACACAAAAUCAAAUCCACCAAAACCACACUUAUCUAUAACAAUAACAGUGAUAGUUAUGAUAAUCUAUUACUUCAAACUAUAUGCAGCUAUAUGCCUAUAUAUAUAUAUAUAUAUUUUCUUCAUUUUACACUUAUGAUUGCUUCUUCCCACCGCAUCCAUAUCCCCCCAUACCUGUUGCAUCUUCUUUCCCUUGCCUUGCACAACUCGGCAACUCAUUUUAAAAACUAUAUACUUAACCAAAAUUUUAUAUUCCUUAUUCAAAACCAUAGAUGUAGAUAACAUUCCGAUGAUCAAAUUGUUCGUUAACCCAUUGCGUGUUCGAGCCAAAUAUGAACUCCAACAUGAAGCAUUUGAGAAUCUUUAUUCUCACUGUGGUGAUUUUGAUAGCAGCAGUAUCUGGGAGCACUAAUGAGGAGCUGCUUUACCGCAACGAAAGGAACGACCUCCUCGAGCUCCGCGACUCGCUGCGCUCCGCCGUGAACUUGCACUCCAACUGGACCGGCCCGCCGUGCUACAACAGCCGGAGUCGGUGGUUUGGGAUCACGUGUAGGAAUUUGAGCGUUGUCGGGAUCGCGCUCGAAGGGAUCCAGCUCACCGGCUCGCUCCGGCCGACUGCGCUUCAGAAUGUGACACAUCUACGCAAACUCAGCCUUCGAGACAACGCCAUUCACGGCGAACUCCCGAGCCUCGAAGGCCUCGUCCACCUCCGCGAGGUUUCCUUCUCCGGGAACCGGUUCUCGGGGCCGAUACCUAGAGACUUCACAUCCUUGGCGAGACUGACUCGGCUCGAACUACAAGACAAUCUUCUCAACGGCACGAUCCCGCCGUUCGAUCAGCAGAGCUUGACGGAGUUCAACGUGUCAUAUAACUUCCUCCGAGGCCAAGUUCCGGAGACUUCGGUUAUGCUGAGGUUCCCGGAGAGUUCUUUCGAUCACAAUUCGGAGCUUUGCGGGAAGUUGGUGAAUAACCCGUGCGCGGUGGUCGUGGCUCCUCCAAUCGGUCGCCAAGUUCCACCACGGCCUUCCCGUGGCACGCCAUCGCCUUCUAUUAGGCAUUUGAAUAAAAGGAGAAAGAAGGGUUUGAAGCUGUGGAGUGUCGCCCUGAUUGCAGUUGGUGCAGCUUUGGUUCCUUUCAUGGCCCUCUUCUCCUUGUAUGUCUACAAAAGGCAUAGAAAGACAAAGUGUGAUGGAGAACAUUCAGAAAUGUCAUCUCGAUUCAUCAAUAAGGCGAUGAAAGAAUUAGGGAGUCCAGCCGAGCCAGAAGAAGGCACUGAGUUAGAGUUCUUCAACCAAGAAAAGGCCGUUUUCAACCUCAAUUGCCUAUAUAGAUCUUCAGCUGAAGUGAUAGGGAAAGGGAAGCUAGGGAUCACAUACAAAGUGACGAUAGAGUCGGGCCUGGUCGUCAUCGUAAAGAGGAUGAGGAAUAUGAGUGGGGUGAGCAGGAAAGAGUUUGUGCAGCAGCUGCAGUUGUUUGGGAGGCUGCGGCAUGAGAACAUUGCAGAGAUCAUCUCAUACCACUACUCCAAGGAAGAGAAGUUGGUCAUCUAUGAACAUAUCCCUGGUGCGAGCUUGUUUCAAUUGUUACAUGAUAACAGAGGAGAAGGAAGAAUACCUUUGAAAUGGGCAACAAGGCUAAGCAUUGUAAAGGGAAUAGCCAGAGGCUUAGCUUACCUCCACCAGUGCCUCCCCUUCCAAAAGGUCCCCCAUGCUAACCUCAAAUCCUCCAAUGUACUCAUCCUUCACACCCACCACCUCCAUAACAAAAACUAUCUCCCGAAGCUCACGGACUAUGGUUUCCAACCCCUCCUCCCCCACAUGCACAAAUUAGCGAUAGCAAAAUCACCGGAGUACUCUCAUAACAGGAAAUUAACGAACAAGGCCGACGUGUUCUGCUUCGGCCUCUUGCUAUUAGAGGUAGUUACGGGUCGUGUCCCAGGCGAUGAAGAGGCGGAUUUGUCAAGUUGGGUGAGAUUAGCGGUGAGAAAUGAGUGGUCGACGGAUAUACUGGAUUUGGAAAUAAUGGCGGAGAAAGAGAGCCACGGAGAAAUGCUGAAGCUUGUGGAGAUUGCUCUCGAGUGUACGGAACAUGAGGCAGAGAAAAGGCCGAGGAUGAACGAUGUGGUGAGGAGGAUCGAAGAUAUCAAGGAAGGAAAAAGUGAAAGGAAAGAUUUGAUCAUAGAGAUCUAGAGACGCGAUUUGUUUGUGUUAAACUUUUCGGUACAAGAAGUUGGAAUGUCAAAAUGUGCCUUUCUGAGAAGCUGCAUUGCAACAAAUUAAACUGAACUGCUUUUGAACUAUUCACUAGAGAUACAGAUUUAUUUCGGGGGUUCUCUUCAUGCGAACAGAACCCAUGCAUUCAUGCAGCAGCAGUGAGCUUCUCAGCAAUUUACUUUACAAUGUUAAAUGUUAAUAGAUUUGUGUCUCUAUUCGUGAAAA